AUGCCACCAAAGCGCAAACUAAUUCCUCAAAAAGACGACGAGAUAGAAGAAAAAAUUUCACAAACAAUUACCAAAACACAAGCCAAAGACGAGGAAUUCGAUGAAGACAACAAAGACUCUUCAAUGAAAGUUCACGUCCCCAAAACGCGUACUAAAACACCGAAAUCGACAACAAGCAAAACGACAACCCCAAAGAAUUCGAAAAAACAAAAUACUCAAGGUAGUGACGAUGAAACGCCAAUUAAAAAGUCUUUUGUUGACUUAAUAAAACCAACAACACUCAAAAAGGUAGAAACGCCAAAAACAUCGUUCAAAGAGUGUGUGGUGUUUUGUAUGGGGACUGAUGAAACCCUCAAGAAAAAAGUCAAUUCAAAGGAGUUCAACCCGUUGACCACUGUGGUUGUAUUGGGAGAGAAAAAGCUUCCCCAAGACAUUCUCGAAAAGUGUAAUACAUCGGGCGUCCCAAUUGUUUCCGUAGAUUGGGUAGAAGCUUCACUCAAGUCUGGCAAUUGUGAAGAUUAUACGAAUUAUGUGAUUCCUAUAGACAACAUCGAAAUCCAAGAAGUACGAAAGAGAGACGAGAAGAGUACAAACGAUAAGUGUAAGAAGAAGCUAUUAGCAAUGUUCAGUUGA
Molecule: messenger RNA, 633 nt
Organism: Entamoeba invadens IP1
Lineage: Eukaryota; Evosea; Mastigamoebida; Endamoebidae
Exons: 1
Coding region: 1-633 (210 amino acids)
Source: RefSeq, a predicted model, not a curated record